GUGAUACUCUGAUACAUUCGAGUCUUCUGUCAACCACCUGUCAACUGUCAUUAUUUUCUUAGAUUACUUAGUAAAUAAAUGUACAUAAAAACUUUGUAGAAACUUUCAAAUAAAAGUGCAACAAAAGUGUUAAAUGAAGUCCAAGCUUUUUCAAAUUACUACAAUUAAUGUACCUCAAAUAGGCCGGGUCUUUGUAAAACACUAACAUUUGUAGUAUGUCGGAUACUAAAAGCUCUAUUGCAGAACAAAAACUAAAAGCAUUUUCCAUUGGAACAAUGGGGAAAAGAACUUUAAGUAAACGGGAACUGGAGGAACAAAGAAAAAGGGAAGAGGAGGAAGCUGCAGCGCAUGUAUUCCAAGAAUUUGUAGAAACUUUUCAAGAGGCUCCUAUUAAUGGAAGUUCAAAAGUUUGGGUGAAAGCUGGAACAUAUGAUGCAGGGGCGAGAAAGGAAGACACUAGAGAAAAGGGGAAGUUGUAUAAACCUACAUCCAGGUUAGCAACAGCUCAAGAUCAAAUGAGCUCUGCAGAUAGAGCUCAAGCAUAUGCAAGGCUUCUAACAUCAGAUAAAAAGCCAGAACGAUUGGGCAAGAAAAAGCAAACAGCCAAAAGUAACCUUGAAUCGUUUAUGGAAGAACUGAGGCAAAUACAAGAAGAAAGAGAGGAACGCCAUAAAUACAAGGGUGCAGUGAAGACCCCACUUGAAAAUGAGUUGGAUUUGUUAAUGAGAAAUGGAGAUAUAGGUUCCUUUGAUACUGGCGAUCCGAACACUACAAAUCUGUAUCUCGGAAAUCUGAAUCCAAAGAUCACCGAACAACAGCUUUUAGAAUUAUUCGGAAGAUUUGGUCCCUUAGCGAGUAUAAAAAUAAUGUGGCCCCGCUCUGAUGAAGAAAAAGCAAGGGGUCGGAAUUGUGGUUUUGUUGCAUACAUGUCAAGAAAGGAUGGUGAGCGAGCUUUGAAGAAUUUAAGCGGGAAAGAUGUGUUUGGUUAUGAAAUGAAGCUCGGUUGGGGUAAAGCGGUUAUCAUUCCCCCUUAUCCUAUUUACGUCCCUCCCGUGUUAUUAGAUAUUUCACAACCUCCACCGCCUUCUGGUUUACCAUUCAAUGCUCAGCCCGCUGCAAGAGAUAAAGAUGUGUUGCCAAAAUCACAAGAAGAGCUUAAUGAGAUAUUAUCCAGAGCAGUUGUGAAAGUAGUGAUACCAAAUGACAGGAAUCUGAUUAUGCUGAUACAUAGAAUGGUAGAAUUUGUUGUUCGAGAAGGUCCUAUGUUUGAGGCAAUGAUCAUGAAUAAGGAGAUCCAAAACCCUCAAUUUAGGUUUUUAUUCGAAAAUCAAAGUCCAUCCCAUAUCUAUUAUAGAUGGAAAGUAUAUUCAAUUCUUCAUGGCGAUUCUCAGAAAGAAUGGUGUACUAAGGAAUUUAGAAUGUUCACAAAUGGGUCUAUAUGGAAACCGCCUCUCAUGAACUGUUACACAUUAGGUAUGCCAGAGGAGUUAAUAAAAGAGGACGAUUCUAAAGAAAGUUCAAAAGGAAGCCUUUCCAAUUCGCAGAGGGAUAGGCUAGAAGACAUAUUACGGCAAUUAACCCACGAAAAAAAUAAAAUAGGUGAAGCAAUGGUGUUUUGCAUCGAGCAUAGCGAAGCAGCUGAGGAGGUUGCUGAGUGCAUAGCCGAGUCUCUAUCCAAUAAAUCAACACUCAUUACCAAAAAGAUAGCACGACUCUACUUGAUUUCAGAUAUUUUACAUAACUGCCAAGUUAAAGUCUCCAAGGCAUCUUUUUUUAGAAAGGCGUUUGAGUCUAAAUUGAUAGAGAUAUUCAAAUGCAUCAAAGAAACUUACGAUAAUUUAGAAGGUAGACUGCAGGCAGAAGGUUUUAGGCUUAGAGUAUUGCGGGUUUUAAAAGCAUGGGAUGACACAAUAUAUCCAAAGGAAUUUUUGACCAGACUGAACAAUAUAUUUUUGGGUAUAUCUGAGGAGGAAGAGAAAACUUCUGAUAAGGAUCUGGCUGAAGAUAUUGAUGGAAAUCCACUAGAUCCCCAAUAUUCUGAAGAGGACAAUCCUGUCGAUGGAACACUCUUAAAAUCCGCCAUGAUGUUAUACGAGAGUGAUGGAGAAGACUUCGAUAUAGAUGGGGAGGAGAUUCAAGAAGAAACAAAACCAGAUGCCUUUAGUGGAUUUGUGGCGUCCAAGUGGGAAACUGUAGAUCCAGAACAAGUUGAGGCGCAAGCAAUGACCACCAGCAAAUGGGAUAUGUUGGACAAUAGCCAAGAUGAUAGUCAGGAGAGCGGUAUAAAUGAAGUUCAAGAAUAUACUGAGUAUCAGGAGCGAGAUUUAUCGGAAGAAAAGAGACAGAAGUUACGAGAAAUAGAAGUAAAAGCUGUACAAUAUCAGGACGAAUUAGAAUCUGGACACAGGCAAUUGAAAAGUGGAUGGACGUUACCUCAACAAGUGGAGCAUUAUAGGAGAAAGUUGCUUAGGAAAUCGGAAAAGGAAAAGAAGGAUAAAAGCGAAAAGUCGUCGAAAAGUGAAAAGCAUAAACGCGACUAUGAAAAGAGCGUUAGAAAGCUUAAUAGUGGAGACAGCUCCGAUGAUGAACAUUAUUAUAAAGAACUGACUUCAAAAAAAAGUAAAAAGCUUGACAGAAGUUCUUCAAGCAGUUCAACGUCAAGGCGUAGGUCAAAAAGUCGUUCACCGUCCCGUAAAAAAAGAAGUUUGCCAACCCCUAGCCCUCCAAGGUUAAAGAAACACUCUUCCCCGUCCCGGUCCUCCAGAAAGAACAGAGACUCGGUGUCGCCCAGUUCGCUUGAUAGAUAUUCCCCCAAAAGGUAUAGAGAUACUAGUAAACACAGAAAGUCGCCUUCUCCUUCACGAAGUCGACACGCAAGCCCCGGUUCCUCCAGAUCCAGUCGUUAUCAUUCUCCAGACGUGUCCACUGGACGAAAGCACAGGCACAAACAUAAACAUUAACACAAUAAUUAAGUUACUUAUUUUAGUUUUAGUAAAGUAUCAGUCAAAAUGUACAGUAUCGAAGUGUAGGGUACGUGUUGUGUUUGGGCCCGUAAUAUAAAUAAAAACUUGUACUUUGA
Molecule: messenger RNA, 3079 nt
Organism: Diabrotica virgifera virgifera (western corn rootworm)
Lineage: Eukaryota; Metazoa; Arthropoda; Insecta; Coleoptera; Chrysomelidae
Product: U2 snRNP-associated SURP motif-containing protein
Exons: 14
Coding region: 216-2960 (914 amino acids)
Biological process (GO): RNA processing
Cellular component (GO): nucleus
Molecular function (GO): RNA binding
Source: RefSeq, a predicted model, not a curated record